CCGAAGACCCAUUCGGCGCGCAUGGGGACUUCACCGCCGACGACCUGGAGGAGCUCGACAUCCUCGCGUCACAGGCCCUGAGCCAAUACCCGGCCACGAAUCGGGACGCGUCCAGUGAGUGCGCCUCCGGGCCUUUUCCCCAGAGAGUGGUGACGACCCCUGACGGCCGCGGCUUCGGAACUGCACGGCGACCGGUGCCUGAGUCUCUAGCUCCCCACUACCCUUCACCUUUUUAAAAAUAGGGACACCCCGAUUUAAGGAGAGGUUGUGUUCCAAAAGGCCCUUUGAUUUGAGGAGAGCUGUAUCAGCAAUGUCAAACAGCUGAUUUGAAAUAUAGAAAGCUAGUUUAGAGUUUACUGCAAUCUAAAGUUUGGGCCACUCAGUUCUUGGUUUUCAGCAGAGAUCCUUGGAACACUAAUACCGCCACCACCAAAACCAUCACUACCCAUUUCCGUGGGCAGGCUUGGAAAGCUUUGGAGCUUACAAAACCCACUGUCCCCCAGGGGGCAGUGCUGGAGGGGAGGGGUGAAAGGGACUUAUUUCAUAGAACCAAUAAAUGAUUGACCUUGUGCAAGGAUUGUGCUAGGUGCCCAAAUGUUAGGAACUGCAGUGGACUUAGCAAUGAACAAAAGACAACGACCCAUCCCUCACGGAGCUUACAUUGUAAUUGGGGAAUGAGAGAAGUCUUGUAGGGCUGCCAGAAGGAGAGGGAUUUUGAGGGCACCUAGGUUGCAUCUCUACUUGAGUGUCUCACAGGCAUCCUAAACUCAACCAUUUCCCACAGACCCAUUUCCUCUCUAGCACAGUACCUGGCCAAGCAAACAUUGAGAAAACAUUCAAUGACAGAAUGUUCCAUAUGACAGUGACUAGCACGACUCUUCAUCCAGUGAUACAAGGUGUUCAUAAGGUCCCCAGAAUAGAUGGGAUGGCAAAAAAUAAAAAUCCUACAGGAAAAAGCAGAGAAAGUAUGCCAGUUAAAGAUAAUUUUGAAUUAGAGGUACUUCAGGCACAAUACAGAGAACUUAAAGAAAAGCUGAAGGCAAUGGAAGAAGACGUCCUCAUUAAAAAUGGAGAAAUUAAAAUUUUGCGGGACUCAUUACAUCAAACAGAGUCCAUUCUGGAGGAACAGAGAAGAUCACAUUUCCUUCUUGAGCAAGAGAGAGCGCAAGCACUGAGUGACAAAGAAAAGGAAUUCUCCAAAAAGCUCCAGUCAUUGCAGUCUGAACUCCAGUUUAAAGAUGCAGAGAUGAAUGAAUUAAGGACAAAGCUUCAAAGCAGUGAACGAGCAAAUAAACUGGCUGCACCCAGCAUUUCCCACCUCAGUCCUAGGAAAAGUCCUUCCAUGGUUAUAAAGCCAGAAGCAUGUUCACCACAUUUUGGAAAAACAUCUUUCCCUACAAAGGAGUCUUUUGGCGCUAACAUGUCCCUUCCCCAUCCCUGCCAGACAGAGCAAGGAUACAAGUCUCUGGUGGGCAGAGAGGAAAAUAAGGCCCAUAAUCUGGGAGGUGAAUCCAUAAAACAAGAAGAAGCCCCCAAAAUUCUUGUUGACAGUUGGAUGCAGAGAUCAGACACUCAAGGUUCCAUUUUGAUAAACCUGCUUCUGAAGCAGCCUUUGAUCCCAGGGACAUCCCUAGGUCUGUGCCACCUCCUGAGCAGUUGUUCCGAGGCUCCUACUGGCACCCUUUUACAGCCGCCAGGAUUUGGCAGUGCCUUGUCUGGGAUUUCAGGCCUCAGGACCACAGGUUUUCGUGAAGGGUCGUUUUCCUUGUCAGCCCUGAGAGAAGCACAGAGCCUGGCAUCCACUGGACUGAAUCUGGUUGCCAGGAGUGAAGGUUCAUGUGACCAAGACCCAGCAGAGGGGGGCAGAAGGACCUUCCCACUCUGCCAGCUUCCUGGAGCUGUGCAUCUCCUCCCUCUUGUACAGUUCUUCAUUGGCUUACAUGGCCAGGCUCUGCAGGAUUUGGCAGCAGCCAAGAGAAGUGGAGCACCUGGGGACUCACCAACACAUUCCUCCUGCGUGAGCUCAGGGGUAGAGGCCAGCCCCGAGGACUCACUUUGCAACCUAGAAGGUUUCUCUGUGGCUUCACUUAGCAUUCUUCAGCACCUGGUAUGCCACAGUGGAGCAGUCGUCUGCCUGUUACUGUCAGGAGUAGGGGCAGAUACUGCUUCUGGGGAAGGAAACAAGAGCCAGCUUCACAGACAUGGUCAUGGAGAUGUGACCUCAGCCCCUAAGGGGAUUGCCGAUGACCAGGCCCAACAUCCUCUACUGAAUAUGCUUCUUCACCUGUUGGCUUUUUCUUCUGCAGCAACAGGUCACCUUCGAGCCAGCAUCCUGAGCCAGAGCCUUAAGGUUUUGGUGAAGUUAGCAGAAAAUGCUUCCUUUGAUUUGUUGCCCAGAUUCCAGUGUGUGUUCCGGGUGCUGCCACAGUGCCUCAGCCCAGAAACGCCCAUCCCCAGCGUGCUGCUGACUGUAGAGCUCCUCUCCCUGCUGGUGGACCACGAGAAGCUUGCCCCUCAGCUCUGUGCCCAUUCGGAGGGCUGCCUCCUCCUGCUGCUGUACAUGUACAUCACGUCAAGGCCUGACAAAGUGGCCUCGGAGAGACAGUGGCUCCAGCUGGAACAAGAGGUGGUGUGGCUCCUGGCAAAGCUUGGUGUGCAGAGCCCCUCCCCAGUCACUGGCUCCAACUGCCAGUGCAACAUGGAGGUGGUGAGAGCGCUCACGGUGAUGCUGCACAGACAGUGGCUGACAGUACGGAGGGCAGAGGGGCCCCCAAGGACUGACCAGCAGAAGCGGACAGUGCGGUGUCUGCGGGACACAGUGCUGUUGCUGCACAGCCUGUCCCAGAAGGACAAACUCUUCACUGUGCACUGCGUGGAAGUCCUGCAUCAGUAUGACCAGGUGAUGCCAGGGGUCAGCACACUGAUCCGAGGGCUCCCUGAUGUGACAGACUGUGAAGAGGCAGCCCUGGAUGACCUCUGUGCUGCCGAGACCGAUGUGGAUGACCCCGAGAUGGACUGUGCCUGAGGCCCGUGAGCAUUGCCAGCACCACCAUUUUCCUCCCUUCAUUAACUGAUUAAAAGCAGUGAGGGGCUGUUGGGCCGAGAACACCA
Loxodonta africana (African savanna elephant) is the source of this 3111-nucleotide messenger RNA. It is a transcript of the gene ATRIP, whose product is annotated as ATR interacting protein. NCBI's taxonomy places the organism in Eukaryota, Metazoa, Chordata, Mammalia, Proboscidea, Elephantidae. Bases 848 to 3025 code for a protein of 725 amino acids. The transcript is spliced from 13 exons. The record is from RefSeq and is a predicted model, not a curated record. Gene Ontology annotation, biological process: DNA repair; DNA damage checkpoint signaling.